Molecule: messenger RNA, 6105 nt
Organism: Passer domesticus (house sparrow)
Lineage: Eukaryota; Metazoa; Chordata; Aves; Passeriformes; Passeridae
Gene: COLEC12
Product: collectin subfamily member 12
Exons: 10
Coding region: 299-2527 (742 amino acids)
Molecular function (GO): signaling receptor activity
Source: RefSeq, a predicted model, not a curated record
GCGGGGCGCGACACCCCCGGCCCCGUCCUGCGGCGGGACCCCGAGCCCGCCCCCGCCGCCCGGCCCCGGCCGCGGCCCCUUCCCCGGGGCGGAGAGAGGCGGGGCCGGGCUCCGCGGGGCUGGCGGCGAGAGCUGGGUGCCGCGGGCAGCCGAGCAGCGAGGGCGAGCGGCAGCGCCGGGGCUGCUGUGCGGCAGGGCCGCGGCGGGUCAUGGCCCGGCUGUAGGCAGGCAGCGCUCCGCUCCCGGCGGCGGCCCCGCCGCGCCCCCCGCGUCCUAUGAGAGCCGCCCCGGCGCCAAGAUGAAAGACGACUUUGCAGAGGAGGAGGAGGUGCAGUCCUUCGGCUACAAGAGGUUUGGUAUUCAGGAGGGGAGCCAAUGUACCAAGUGCAAAAAUAACUGGGCACUGAAGUUCUCCAUCAUCUUAUUAUACAUUUUAUGUGCCCUGUUAACAAUCACAGUAGCCAUUCUGGGAUACAAAGUUGUAGAAAAAAUGGACAAUGUGACAGGUGGCCUGGAAACAUCCCACAGAAGAUACACAGAAAAGCUCACAGAAGUGGAGAGCGAUCUGAAGAAAUUAGAUGACCAAGCUGGACAAAAAGCCUUGAAUACUAACACGGAACUGUCCAGCUUCAGAUCUGAUAUUCUGGCUCUUCGUCAGCAGCUUCAUGACAUUUCAGAGAAAACUAGCAGAAACAAAGACACACUGGAGAAGCUGCAAGAGUCUGGGAAAUUAUUAGAAGAUAGACAGAAUCAAAUGAAAAGUGCCUUAGAUAGUAACUCUUUCACGAUCAUCAGUGUCAAUAAGACUCUUCAGGCAUAUACUGGCUAUAUCAACAAUCUCCAACAAGACACAAGUAAUAUACAAGCAAACCUGCAAAGCCAAGAGCAUUCUUAUAACGUGGUCAUGAUGAGCCUUAACAACUUAAACCUGACUCAAAUACAGCAAAGAAAUCUUAUCAGUGUCUUACAGAAGUCAGUGGAAGAUACAAGCUCGGCUAUUCUAAGAAUCAAGAAUGACUUUCAAAAUCUGCAGCAGGUUGUCCUUCAGGCCCGGAAGGACACUGACUGGCUUAAGGAGAAAGUACACAAUUUACAGGCUGUGACUGCCAACAACUCAGCAAUGACAAAAGCCAACAAUGAUACCCUUGAAGACAUGAACAGUCAGCUCAGCUCCUUCAGUGGGCAGAUGGAGAACAUCACCACAAUUGCCCAAGCCAAUGAACAAAGUCUAAAGGAUCUCCAGGAACAGCAUAAAGGAGAUGAAAACAGAACUGCUGCCAAAUUCAGCCAUCUAGAAGAAAGGUUCCAGGUCUUUGAAACCGAUAUAGUGAAUAUCAUCAGCAACAUCAGCUACACUGCUCAUCACCUACGGACACUGACGAGCAAUCUCAAUGAAGUCAGGACAACUUGCACGGACACCUUAAGUAAACACUCAGAUGAGCUGAUUUUUAUGAACAGCACGCUAGCCAAUAUUCGCAUAGACUCUGCAUCUCUCAAAGUGCAACAGGAUUUGAUGAGGUCAAGGUUAGACGUUGAAGUUGCCAAUUUGUCAGUAAUCAUGGAAGAAAUGAAGCUGGUGGAUUCCAAGCAUGGCCAGCUCAUCAAGAACUUCACUAUCCUACAAGGCCCUCCUGGUCCAAGGGGACCUAAAGGUGACAGAGGCCCUCAAGGUCCUCUUGGCCCCGCUGGCCUAAAAGGACAAAAAGGAGAGAAAGGAGAGCCUGGACCACCAGGACCUGCAGGUGAGAAGGGCCCACCUGGGCCAGCCGGGCCACCAGGAGAAAAAGGAGGGAAAGGUUCAAGAGGAUCGCCUGGCUCCAAAGGUCAGAGAGGUUCUCCUGGCAAGACCGGUCUGCCUGGACCAAAUGGCGACCCAGGGCCACCAGGGCCACCUGGCAAGGAUGGUCCGCCAGGGCCCCAGGGCCCACCUGGAUUUCAAGGUUUGCAAGGAACUGUGGGAAGCCCAGGGCUACCAGGACCGCGAGGAAUAACUGGACUCCCUGGGGUCCCUGGGCUGCCCGGCCCAAAGGGCCCACCUGGCCCACCAGGGCCACCAGGUCCAGGGAUGCCCAUGGCACUACAGAGUCAACCUACGCCCGUGCCCGAGGCUAAUGGUUGUUCACCCCGCUGGAAGAACUAUACGGAAAAGUGCUACUACUUUUCCACUGAAAGAGAAAUUUUUGAAGACGCGAAGUUAUUCUGUGAAGAGAAAGCAUCGCGCUUGGUUAUCAUCAACAACAAAGAGGAGCAGCAAUGGCUAAAAAGGCAGAUUAUUGGGAAAGGCAGCUUCUGGAUUGGACUAACAGAUUCAGAGAAGGAAAAUGAAUGGAGAUGGUUGGAUGGAUCCUUACCAGUUUACACAAACUGGAAACCUGGGCAGCCUGAUAACUGGGAUCACGAGCACGGGCCAGGGGAAGAUUGCGCUGGGUUGAUCUAUGCUGGGCUCUGGAAUGACUUCUACUGUGAAGAUAUUAACAAUUUCAUUUGUGAAAAAGACAUGGACAAAGAGCAAGUUCUUGGAGUGUAAUAGGCUGUAACUUUACAGAUACCUUCAUAUUAAGGAAAUUUAUGUAAAGAAGAAGAAAAUCCUGGGAAAGCACAACACUGACUUCCAAAAUUGAAAAAAAUAUAUGAAAACAGAAAAAACAAGCACUGAAAACUGAUUUAAAAGCAUCAAGGAAUUCAAAGCAUCAAGAGCAAUAACUCUUCUCCAGUAUCCUGUAAUUAUUUAAGGCCUUUCGACCCUCAGCAUCAGGAAAUACUGUUGGACUAACUCUGUUUUAGAUUUUCUUCCCAACCGAUAACCACAUCCAUAAGCAGCUUGUGUCUUCUGAGAAAAGACAUUCUUUCAAUCUGAGUAAGACUGUUGGUCACUCAUAUAGAAAAACAUAUAAAGCAACUGUGUAAACAGUUGCUUAAUUUGCUAAAAUCCCAAAUGUAGGAAAAUUAUACAGAUACACGAAUAUAUAGAUUUUAUAUAAAUAUAUAUAUAUAGUCCAACUCUUAUCAGUAAUAUGGAAUAUACUUUUAAGAGCUUUUAAAACUUUGUAUUUUUGUACAAAAUAUUUGCUUUUUACAAUUGUUCUCUUUUUUACUGACUUUUUUUACAAAUAUAGUGCACAGGGGCCAAAGAAAACAAUAAAGGUACUAAUAAUUCAUUAAGGUUUGCUGUCAGGCCUAGCUCAGCUAUAGAGAAAUAUUUUUCCAGUUAGAAAUAUUUUUACUUUCCCAGAUGAUUUGUUCUGGUUAAAUAACUUUUAAAGCAGAUUUUAGAUAGUGUUUUCCUUACUGUAUGCAGUCUAGUCUGCAUGUGUAACAAUUAAGUUGACUAAGCACUAGAUACUCAUUAUAGCUCUGAUCACAGCCAGUGUUUCAUCGGGGUACUAUGGAAAGACCAUUUUAAUAAAAGCUCUCCCUCCCUCCCUCCCUCCCUCCCUCCCUCCCUCCCUCCCUCCCUCCCUCCUUCCCUCCCUCCCUCCCUCCCUCCCUCCCUCCCUCCCUCCCUCCCUUCCUUCCUUCCUUCCUUCCUUCCUUCCUUCCUUCCUUCCUUCCUUCCUUCCUUCCUUCCUUCCUUCCUUCCUUCCUUCCUUCCUUCCUUCCUUCCUUCCUUCCUUCCUUCCUUCCUUCCUUCCUUCCUUCCUUCCUUCCUUCCUUCCUUCCUUCCUUCCUUCCUUCCUUCCUUCCUUCCUUCCUUCCUUCCUUCCUUCCUUCCUUCCUUCCUUCCUUCCUUCCUUCCUUCCUUCCUUCCUUCCUUCCUUCCUUCCUCCCUCCCUCCCUCCCUUCCUCCCUCCCUCCCUCCCUCCCUCCCUUCCCCCCUUCCUCCCUUCCUCCCUCCAUAUUCCUUCCACUCAGGAGAAAAUUCCAUGGAAGGAGAAAAUCUCCAACUUUUAAUAAUAAUUUUGAAAUGUUUUCAUUCCUUCUCCCUUCUUGUAAGGAAUUCUACUCCAGUAGUUGCCACACAUACUGCAGGUCAAGCCCAGAUGCGAGACUUUAUGAAAACAGAAACAAAGAAGCUGCACACACUGAAAUAUGUUUGUUUUUAAGACAGAUUUCAAGAUUUGGUGAGAAAAACAUGCCAUACUCAGAAAAGUCUAAUAAACUUGCACUUCUCCAAAGUGCUUUGUAAAUCGAUCUCUCUGUUUUCUUGGACUGGUACUUGUCUCCCAAACAAAAUAGAAAAUAAAAUGUGCUGCAAAGCAGAAAGGGAUUAUACCAUUACCCAGCCAGUUCCCUCCAUAGUCCCAUGAGCUGUUGUCUAGGCAGCAAUAUUGCUGAUCAGGAAUUCAAAAAAUUGGUAGGUUAAUUCAUUAGCAGAAACCUUGGUAUUUGUUUCCAGUUUUUAUACCCUUCUCAUGGCCACACGCUCUACAAUGAAGGAAGUUGUUUUGGCUUCUUGGGAAGGAAAGCUGUUUUUCCAUUGCCUCCUGACCUGCCAUUUACCUUGGCUGAAUGCAGAUAAGCUUGUGGAAAUACUCCAGCUCUGUUGGAAAGAGACAAGAUUUUGUACUUCAGAUUUUCAAGUAUUGCUCCUAAGAUCAAUCAGUUAAAGACUGCUGUUUCCCUACAUCUCCCUCCAGUAUUUUAAAUUUCAAUUAUAUUUUUUUUCUCAAAAUACACAAAAUGUUACAUUUGGGAAUCUCUCCUGUGUCUCAUUAGAUAUGAGACAGGAACAACAUGAAAACUGUAUCUGCUUAAUUAAAAGUGAAAAGUUUAUGUAUUACAGCUGCAGAAACCCUGUGUCACCAUCAUGGAGGCAGGGCUUGUCUUCAGACAGUCUGGAUUUCGUGAGCCUUUUCUUUUGGCUUUUUCAUAAAGUUUUGAAUACAACUUGAUUCUGCCAUGCACUGUCGUGCUGUACUGAGGAGUUGUGUGUAGACGCAUGAUGUAAUGUUUACAUCUAUAUUUACACAUUGUCUGUGGAGAUAAUGUUAAACUGCUAUUUUUUGAUAAUGAGUAUUUUGUGUGCCCAGAGAGCCUCACAAACCCUGGUGAGUGGAACUUUGAACAGUCACACUGAAGUGGAAGCACUGCUACCUUUGUUUUGAAUGUUGGCUUAUUAGGUGAAGUAAGCCUAUUUUGAGCAUCUACCACAUAAAAUUACAUUCUUCAUGCUUUUUAUUGAUGUCACACAACUUCUGUCACCAAAAGAAGUGAAUGAGAAACGUCUGUUAAGCCCAAGCUGUAUUGCUUCCUUGCCCAGAUUUCAUCCUUCUCUUCAUUCAGCAACAGCAGUGAUGGUACAUACACGAGAUCAGAUUAUCCAAGAGUUAUCUAGUGUCCUCCAGCCAGAGGAAUGACAAGCUGAGGACACUGAGAAAUGAGAUGUGACUGGGUUCACACACUUGAACCAAACACUGCAGCUGUUAGACAAAACUGGAUGAAGAGGGAUGCUGCAGUUGCGUGCCUCACGUGUUCAGUCAUCCUUAAAAUAUGGCCUGAGCAGCCAGGCGUGCUGAUGCAGACCAUCCCUUUGACCUAGUAUUCCUGCAGGAAGGAAACAGAGGUGUCCAAUGGCAACAAGAACUGAAAUCACUGAGAGGACCAAGAGUGUUAAGACAGCUCAGGAAAAUGUCACAGAAAGGACAGGUGAUUGGCAGGAGUGCAAGCAGGACACCAGAAUGGGCCAAGAAAUUGUCAUGAAAGUCACACCUGCCACUCCUUAAAAAAAUCCCCAUCAAAUCUUUCUGUGUGGUUUGAGUAAUAAUGCAGGUUGUAUGGAAAGUUUUAAGUGAUACCAAAUUAUUUUGUCCAAGCUUGAGUUUUGCUUUCCUUCUUAUACAUGAGUUUUGUAACUUGUCGUAUUGAGCACACAUUCCCAUCAUCCUUCUUGUUUACAUAAAAUUAAAUGCAAGUUGAUAUACCCUGGCGAGCACUGGGACUGUUGGAAGAAAAAGAGGGAAAGGCAGAGAAGGUACAAAGUCAUUGUUAUUUACAUUAAGUUCUGGAUUUCUUAAUGUCAUUUCUGACUUGUUUCAUUAAUUUAUUUGGAAAUGCCUUCAGCUGAUUGGAGCUUAUGAAUCUCAACACUCAUUUCCUUUGUUGUUUAUAAUUAAUACUUGCAAAUGUUCCAAUAAAGAAAUCACUAAGUGGAGACACAGAAAUGAA